AUGGCUUCCCCCAAAGGCAACGUGGUUUUCGAUGUGGUCGGGACCCUUGUCGGUUACGAGGCCAUGUUCAGAGCGACGGACGAUCGAUUGGGCGACAAAUUGCGGGCAGAAGGUAUCAAACCGAUACUACUCUGCCAGAUGUGGCUUGAGACCGCCGAGCGCGAAUACACUUAUCUGAGCAUGUCCGGCAGAUAUGUUGGGUUUGCACAAGUUGUUCAGGCGAUCUUCUGGCGCAUGCUGUUCAAGGCCGGCAUUGCAGAACCACGGCAAUUCGCAAGCUCUGAGGACGUACAGUUCAUCAUGGACCAUGGAUACAAGAAGCUCGAAAUGCGUCCAGGGGCCAGAGAGUGCAUCGAGAAAUUGCGUGCAGCCGACCUUCGAGUUUGGGCAUUGACGGCAGCCGACGGAACGGGAUGUGCCGCAUAUUUCGAACAGGCGGGCAUUGACUUCCCGUACGAGAACCUGCUAAGCUGUGACACGUCAAACAUUGGCAAACCGGACCCAGAGUCGUACAAACCAUUGUUGGAGCAGCUGAGCUCAGGAACACAACCUCGGCCAUGGUUCGCCGCUGCACACAUGUGGGACACGAGCGCUGCGCAAAGAGUUGGUUUCAGAGGGGCAUUCUGCACGGUAUUCGAGAAGGAAGCACUGGAAGAUAUCUUCGGCGAAGUUGAAGUCGUGUCUGAGACUCUUUCCGGCAUGGCGGAUAGCAUCAUUGCUGCUUCAAGCGCGUGA
This is a messenger RNA of Zasmidium cellare ATCC 36951, 735 nucleotides long. RefSeq lists its product as uncharacterized. NCBI's taxonomy places the organism in Eukaryota, Fungi, Ascomycota, Dothideomycetes, Mycosphaerellales, Mycosphaerellaceae. The transcript has a single exon. The record is from RefSeq and is a predicted model, not a curated record. Bases 1 to 735 code for a protein of 244 amino acids.